Myxocyprinus asiaticus (Chinese sucker) is the source of this 904-nucleotide messenger RNA. Its product is annotated as small ubiquitin-related modifier 3-like. Bases 39 to 323 code for a protein of 94 amino acids. Gene Ontology annotation, cellular component: nucleus. Gene Ontology annotation, molecular function: protein tag activity; ubiquitin-like protein ligase binding. The record is from RefSeq and is a predicted model, not a curated record. The transcript has 4 exons. Gene Ontology annotation, biological process: protein sumoylation. Lineage: Eukaryota; Metazoa; Chordata; Actinopteri; Cypriniformes; Catostomidae.
GCUGUAUUACGUGUAAUGUGUCUGAGGCAGAUACAGCAAUGGCAGACGAAAAGCCAAAGGAAGGUGUGAAAACGGAGAAUGACCACAUUAAUCUGAAAGUAGCUGGGCAGGAUGGCUCUGUGGUCCAGUUCAAAAUCAAGAGGCACACACCCCUCAACAAACUGAUGAAAGCAUAUUGUGAGAGACAGGGGCUCACAAUGAGGCAGAUUCGGUUCCGGUUUGAUGGGCAGCCGAUUAAUGAAACAGACACACCAUCUCAGUUGGAAAUGGAGGAUGAGGAUACAAUUGAUGUAUUUCAACAACAAACUGGGGGCCUAAUGUAAAUAGUAGCUACCUCCGCCCUCCAUCACAAUGGUACCCAUUGUCCUCCUCUUCCUUCCCCUCCCUCUGUCUAUUGAAUUUUUUUAUAGGCUGAUCUCCCUUCACCUCUUCAAAAACUUACAGACUGAAAUGGCCAUCAGAGUUCCCAAAUCAUAUGGACAACAUUUUUUUUUUUUUUUUUUAAAUAUAUUUGUGUAUGCAUCGACAUGUUUCAACAGACGAGGACCUAAGUCUGUGGAUACUAAAAUGCUUUUGAUCAUUGAACUGGGUGUUCUUUUUUCUGUUUUAUUUUAUUAUGCAGGUAAAUAGAAUUUUGGUCAGUGUCGGUGCUUAAGUACUGUUUGUUUAGAACAGUUGGGCUUUUAUAUAUUGUAUAUGUUGAUGUAGUGCUCUUUUGUACUCUUUUAUUCAGUAACUAGUGUUGUGAAGUGAAAUGUGUUCAUCAAAUUUUGUGUUAAAACAGUUUUACUAAACCACCCUAAUUAAACAUUAUUUGGUCCAUUUGGGUAGAUGAAAUGUCAGUUUUGACUGUAUUUUAAUUUUUGCUAUAAAUUUAAAUAAAGUGAAAUGUAGUCUAAAAUAG